Ananas comosus (pineapple) is the source of this 2686-nucleotide messenger RNA. Its product is annotated as mitogen-activated protein kinase kinase kinase 3-like. The transcript is spliced from 12 exons. Gene Ontology annotation, biological process: protein phosphorylation. Bases 306 to 2339 code for a protein of 677 amino acids. The record is from RefSeq and is a predicted model, not a curated record. Gene Ontology annotation, molecular function: ATP binding; protein kinase activity. NCBI's taxonomy places the organism in Eukaryota, Viridiplantae, Streptophyta, Magnoliopsida, Poales, Bromeliaceae.
AAGGAGAAGGAGAAGGAGAAGGGGGUCGUCUGUCUGUCUGUUGCGAGAGUCAGUCUUCUCUUCUUGUAUAGGCUUAUUAAUCCCAUCACUGCUGCCCGCCUGCCCACAAGAAAAACAACCCCACCCCCGCCGGCCAAUUUGCUGAGCUGUCCCUCACCCACUGCUGCCUUUACUACUGUCAUCACAUCCUCUCUCUCUCUCUCUCUCUCUCUCUCUCUCUCUCUUUCUCUAUCUCUAACCUAAAAACUCUCUCUCUCUCUCUCUCUCUCUCUCUUUCUUUCCACGAAGAUACCUCACUCGGAAACAUGCCCGCGUGGUGGAAGGGAAAGUCGAGGGCGAAAACCAAGGCGGCGGCGGCGGCGGAGCCGUCGUCUCCGGCGGGGGCGGGGGAGGGGGAGGGGGAGAAGGGGAAGGGGAAGGGGAAGGCGAAGAGCUUCGACGAGGCCGUGGCGGGGCGGAAUAGGAGGGGACGGGAGCCGCCGCGGAGCUUCAGCGGAGGGUGCGAGCAGCGGCCGACGCAGGCGCACCCGCUCCCCCGCCCCGCGUCCGUCUCCUCGCCGCUCCCGGCCGCCGCGCACCACGAGCACGGCGGCGGCGGCGGCGGCGGCGGCGGGGGGUCCGCGUCGGGCUCGGGCUCGGCUUCGGCUUCGGCUUCAAGCAUCAGCUCCUCGGGGUCCUCGGAUGAUACCCCCGAUCUCGGGAUCUAUAGAUAUCCCGAACCCAUCAGCUUUCCGAGGGCAAGAAAUGCGGCUUUCGAUACAUCGAGACAUCAUCAUGUGUCAGAAGACCGGCCUAGAUGCUCCAAUAUCUCUUUGUCGCCGCGAAAAGACUUUCAUUUAAAUGGUUAUGACCCUCCUAUGAGCGGGGCGGCAUAUUCGCGUGGACGAACUUCUACAGAGAUACUGUACAAUACAAAAACUACCAGCACUUCCACUGGCUCAAGAGCUUAUACACUUCCUACGUCUCUUGGGAAUUCAAAAGCAUUCAGUCUGAGCCCAAUGGACUCACCAACUAGGAGGCAGGAUGGUAUGCGGAGCCCGCCUCAUCCCCUACCGCUUCCUCCGAGCUCUCCUUCGAGCUCUUGUUCAAGCUCCCUUCAGUCGAGGUGGAAGAAAGGAAAGUUAUUAGGUAGCGGAACAUUUGGCCAUGUUUACCUCGGAUUCAACAGCGAGAGUGGGCAUAUGUGUGCAAUUAAAGAGGUCAAAGUUAUCUCUGAUGAUUCAAAUUCAAAAGAAAGCCUCAAGCAACUAAGCCAGGAAAUAUCUUUGCUCAGUCAGCUGUCCCACCCAAACAUCGUGCAGUACUAUGGCAGUGAACUGGCUGAUGACACACUGUCAGUUUAUCUCGAGUUUGUCUCCGGGGGUUCAAUUCACAAAUUACUUCAACAGUAUGGUCCUUUCGCCGAACCUGUCAUUCGUAGCUAUACUGCUCAAAUUCUUUCUGGGCUAGCGUACUUACAUGGGAGGAGUACUGUUCAUAGGGAUAUCAAAGGGGCAAAUAUACUUGUGGAUCCUAAUGGAGAAAUCAAGCUUGCCGACUUUGGAAUGGCCAAGCAUAUAUCGUCUUACACUUCAAUACGAUCUUUCAAGGGAAGCCCGUACUGGAUGGCACCUGAGGUUAUCAUGAAUAGCAAUGGAUACAAUCUAUCAGUGGAUAUAUGGAGCCUUGGUUGUACAAUUCUGGAGAUGGCCACCUCGAAACCUCCUUGGUGUCAAUAUGAAGGGGUAGCUGCGAUAUUCAAAAUCGGAAAUAGCAAAGAUAUACCUGAAAUCCCUGAUCAUAUUUCAGCUGAAGGGAAGCAUUUUCUCAAGCUUUGCUUGCAGCGGGAUCCAGCAGCUCGUCCAACAGCUGUUCAGUUGAUGGAUCACCCUUUUGUUCGAGACCAAUCGGCAAUAAAAUCUGCAAAAGUUAACAGGACAAUGGAUAUUUCCCCUUCUUCCUUUGAUGGAAGCUAUAUGAAGUUGCAGGCGGUUACGGGGUUCUCCACCAAGAGAAGUAUUACUCCUUUACGCGAAAGAGACGUGAGGACGAUAGAUGUUGCCGGAUUUCCUUCUGCAUUUCCUUCAUCUUACAAGUAUUCUAGUGACCCAACCGGCGCGAGAAUGAAUAUGUCUCUACCCGUAUCCCCUUGCUCGAGCCCGCUACGGCAGUUCAAGCAGUCGAACCGGAGUUGCCUUCCGUCCCCCCCUCAUCCAGCGUAUUCGGCGGGAGCAAUCAGCUACAGCCCCGUCAAUUACUCGCUCUACCCCAUGAAAACGCGUAACGUUGUCGCCGAUCCCUGGCUCGAAAUGUCGCAACUAAAAGUCCAAAGCCCAUACGGCUCUCCAAGGAGAGCAUAGAAAUGGGAAUCACCUGGUUUCGAGGCAUUAUUCGCAAGAUAAAAACUCCUCAAACCUCAGAUAUGUUCUCUCAUUUUCGCAAUUAUGCAUGCGCAACAUAGUUGUAAGUUUGUAUUUUUCUCCUUUUGUAUAGGUUACAAAAAGUAUAUCUGUGUUAUGAAUGGAGGGGGCUAAUUUUUUUUUUUUUUAAUCCCCAGUAUUUAUAGAAUUAUUAUAGGUUGUUUUACUACUCCUUUUUAGUACAUCAGUGUUGUAUAUUUUUAUAUCAGGAGCUCAUUGUUGGAAAGAGAGCUCAGAUGUAAAAUUGUUAUAGGUUUACAAUGUUAAAAAAGAGUUUUUGUCUCCUA